Cooperia oncophora is the source of this 210-nucleotide messenger RNA. The record is from the annotation of a GenBank genome assembly. NCBI's taxonomy places the organism in Eukaryota, Metazoa, Nematoda, Chromadorea, Rhabditida, Trichostrongylidae.
GAACCAAAACGACAUCUUUCAGGCGCAAAAGUUCAUCAUGCUUGGUCAACAAGAGCUCCAGUUUUUCUUCCGGAAUUUAACAAAGUCCCUGCUGCCUUUCUUGCCGCUAUGGAGAAGCAUGCCGGUGGUGUGACAGCUGAACAAAAGAAGGAAUGGGAGGCACUUUUCGACAAAGCAUACAGCGACAUGAAGUCAUGGGGAUGGUUUUGA